Messenger RNA from Acytostelium subglobosum LB1, 681 nucleotides. RefSeq lists its product as hypothetical. The coding region runs from base 1 to 681 and encodes 226 amino acids. The record is from RefSeq and is a predicted model, not a curated record. Lineage: Eukaryota; Evosea; Eumycetozoa; Acytosteliales; Acytosteliaceae. The transcript is spliced from 2 exons.
AUGCAGAGAUCAGAUUUUGGUCGUCAACUAGGUAAUUGGAACAUUAAAGAGAACAACAAUGAGGAUAUCCAAGGUCCACCCUUCACACAUAUAAUCGGAAGUGUCUUUGAUGUGACCAGUGCCUAUCGAUUCGAGAUCAAUGGUGUCACAAUGAAGUUUCAUCCAUCCACGGCAUUCAUGACUGAGACUAGAUGGGCCCUUGUAUCAGAGGAGAUGAAGGAUACAAUGGCCAACACUACCCUUCCAGACUUUGUGGUUGAAGUACGUCCUUAUGGACCAGGUCAGACCAAUCAGUUAGACUACCUUCAUAGAAAGAUGUGUCAAUGGAUGGGAACAACAGAUAUUCAAACACAGUCUGGCAUCCUAUUUGAUAGACUGGGUAAUAAUGUAUACUUAUAUUGCCGCAACGACCUUCCCAACAUCCAGGCUCAAGUGGAUGCCCAACAAGCCAACCUUGAUCGACUACCUUGGCAAGACUACCAGCAUGUAUACUUCCAGAACCUAACACCUGUUGGUCAAAUAGUAUACAAAGGUGUCCAAGAGAAUUAUCCCAAUGUGUCCUAUAUCCAGAUACCUCUCAACCUGGAGCCCACCGCCAAACAUGGACCAAACAUGAUCAUUCACUGUAUUGGAGCAGUUAACGGAUUGAGUUUAGAUCUUUCAACCAUCCCACUAGAUUGA